Porites evermanni is the source of this 2925-nucleotide messenger RNA. Lineage: Eukaryota; Metazoa; Cnidaria; Anthozoa; Scleractinia; Poritidae. The record is from the annotation of a GenBank genome assembly.
GAUUUUGCCUUGACUGGUCACACUUUUGACACAAGUCAGGUAGGUGAUAAUACAGAGUGCGCUGUCAAAUGUAUGGCAAAUGACACAUGUCAAUCAUACAACUUUGAAACCAGUGGAGGCAUGGGCAAUCAACGAUGCGAGCUGAAUAACCAUUCGCGAAUUUCAAGACCGCGAAGUUUGGAAAAGAAGCUGGGAUUUGACUACUAUGGUUCAGUUCCGGUAGGCUUAAGAACCUUUUAUGUGUUUCAUUACUCAAUUUCCGAUUUGUAAUGACAAUCAAACGUUGCGAUCUCAACGAUACAUAAACUGGUUUACUUAAGUAACCUCACCAUCUUCCUGGUCCUUAGCUUAUGCCCACAUCAUCCCCAAUCCCCUAUUUUUUCGUGGGAUCGUUUAGAUAAACCGCGUCUUACCGUCACGGCUAUCUUGAUUUUCAAAUGUACCUAGGGGACGGGUGUCGUGGAUUAUAGCUCGAGGGGGGUGGGGGCGAGAAAAAUGAUUUUUUAAUUAUUUUUCUCGCUUCCUCCCAAACCGCCCCCGCCCCCUAAGUAGUUUUGACACUCAUGCAAGAUGGCAGCCGGUAACGCAAAGCUCUCGAUCUCGAUGAUCUUACAGAAAAAUAGAGGACUGUGAACAGUCUACACAUCAUAGGACCAUUCGAACAGCUUGUCACGUCACUGUCUAGAUUGACAAUGCAUAACACAAAGGUCAAGUUAACUAGCCGUUACAAUUGCGGGGUGAAUGAAUUUUUAAAUUUAAAGUAAGAGUACCUGUGAUGGUGAAACAAGUGUUUCAUACAACCGAAAGUAUCUAUAAUAGCUUCGUUUAUGAGCAUCCCUGUUAGCCUGUAUGUAAUCGUUAUUGUGUUUUGUAAAUGCAUGUCGUUGUAUAUAUAUAUAUAUAUCAUAUACACAUAAGUUCUUAUUCGUUACUCCGGUAAAUACUUAUUCUACUUAGUCAGUUCAUAGUGCACAGCUUUUCGCAAGUAUAAACUUUUUUGCAACCGAUAAAGAAUAGAAUAAAUACACAAACAUUUUCUUCUGUAGAUUCGUUGUGCUCAGAACAAUCGCAAAACUGAGAACGACUGCAAAUGUCACCAUGGUUACAAAGGCCAACGAUGCCUAACACGUAAGUUAAUAACAGAUUGCGACGUAACUAUCUAUUUAACUUUAUGUAUCAGCGAUAAAAAACGAAAAAAGAGUACAGGCUUUCAAUCGUUUGGGUCAGGAAAGGAUGAAAACAAAGAUUUCUAAACAUGUGACUCCUUUAAUUCAAAAAGAUCCUGGACAAUAUUUAGUUAUGACGGAUCCACACGCAGCCAUGGAAAGAGGUUCGGGGAAGGGUCAGUUGAACCCCUUGGGUUCUUGCUAUUUUGAAAUAUUCAAGACCAAAUCUCGAACAAAUAGACUGCAGUGAGGUUUUUAAGAUGAUAAAAAGGUUAUGGGACUUGGUGUUGUUGGGAACAAGUGAAAAUGGUCAGUCACGAUAUUGGAUCUUGCAGAAAACUCAGGUUUCUGCAAAUAGUUUUCAUAUAUGCUUGAGAUUUUUUGUAAUGUUUCACAUCCUUUAAAAAAAUUAAAGUACAUGCACUUCCGUCUAAAACUGGCUAGACCUGACGUCACUUAUGACGUGAUAUCUCGUAGCCAUAACAACCAGUUGUCGGAUAGUUUUCCAAGUUAGAUGCUCUUGUUUAAGUUCAGAGAAUAUUCAAUUUCGCCAACAGAAUCCUCACCGCUCACAUAUUUUUACAUUUUCCUAUACUUGCAGCGAGACUUGGAUUUGUUGCUUCAAACCCUGGACUUUCUUGUAAACACAUCCGAGACGCUGGAGAUUCAAUAGGAGACGGGGAGUACUGGAUCGACCCUGAGAAUAACAGAAACCCUUUUAAAGUCUACUGUGAUAUGACAACUAAUGGAGGUUACUUUUUUAUAUUUACAUCUGUUUUUAUUUAUGAUCUUCAAACUAGUGCAUUGAUUGUAUCUUCAUCAAAAUUAUGCCAGUAUUUCAAUAAGUAAUAUAUACGUCAAAGUUUAGUCCACUUAGCGCUUCUUAGUCUAGAAUACUUCUGAUUGAAUUGGAAAUUGAGAAUGUUGCUUCUUGAGGAAAGGGAACUGUAUAAAGGACUCUCGGAGUAGCAGGAGAAAAACCUUAGUAAUGAAGGGCGAGAACUAACAAGGUAACAAAAGCAGUGAACGUAAAACGACGCCUGCCUCUGGAAAAAGAACAAGGGCCACAUUGAUGGAGUACGAGAAAUCUCACGCAGCCCUCGCUCCUCUUGCAUUAAUUUUAGUUUUCUCAAUCGAUGCUUUUUUAAAAUAGCUGAAGGGAUGUCUGAUAAAAUAUUAGACGAUUUUAAGGGCUUGUUCUUUGCUCGUGUCUUACUUAGGAGGCUGGCUUCUUGUGGCUAAUUUUUGGCUAGGGAGAGCCACUCCUCCAUCUGCUUGGACCGCUGAGACGGCAUACAGCGGAAUCAGGAAUUAUCAAAACAGCCACAUGGGUAUCACUACCAGCGCCAUGAACCAGCUUAGAGCACGCUUAAACUUCAUUCAAAUGAGGUUCCACUGCAGUAAAGAACAAGGGCGUACUUUUCACGUGAUCACGGCCGCCAACAGCACUGGUGAAGCCGUUGUCCAGUACUUCAGUGGUCAGUCUGACACACUUCCUGCUUCAUGUGGCUCGUUCAUUACGAUGGAGGAUGACAAUUCUGAGUUAGCUAAGAAGUGCAGCAAAUGGGGAAACGAUGGAUCCCAUUACGUUGGAAAAUGGGGUCAUCACAGAAAAAAGAAUGAAUUCAGGAUGUAUGAUCACACCGCGUUUAUUGCAAACUUGCAUCACUGGAUAAUCUUCAAUAGAGUGGGGAAAUGCGAUGAAGGAGCUGAUGAAGCUUUCUCAAAGGGCGAUUUUUGGAAAAUUUUUGUUCGCUGA